AUGAGAGCCAAAUUUUUGGUGCUCCACCCCUCGGCGGAUAUCGACAAAGUUGUCGAAAAAGCAAACUUACAGGGCACAAAGAAUGGUGCUUUUGACGCAGUCUUGCUUUUGGGAGAUGUGGUAUCCACUCCAAAAACAAAAAUAGAUCAGCCAACUUACUUCACUAAAGGUCCUUCAGACUCCUUCAAAGACAAAUUGAGUACUCCAUCCGACACCUCCAUAGACAUAAAGCCCAACUUGACCCUAGUCCAGCCUCCGUUUUCAGUUUUGACUCUUUCUAGUGGAGUAAAAAUUGGGUACCUUUCCGGACAAGAUUUCGAUGCUGAAAAGGUCACUGAAAAAUUGGAUUCAAUAACAGGAACAAUUGACGUUUUGGUGUCGUACAAGUGGCCCAAGGCAAUCGCAGCGCGUGAGAAGCUCAUUUUGGUCGCAGACUCCAAUAUUGAUAAAGUUGUGAGUCGUUUAAGACCUCGGUACCAUUUUGCGAUUGGCUCACCAACCUCGAAAUUUUUCGAAUUGGCUCCAUUUAAAUGGGAAGACAAUACUACAACCCGAUUUAUUAGCUUGGGUCAAGAAGGGACUGGGGAAAAGUGGUUUUAUGCUUUUGGAAUCGAUCCACAAAUGCCUGUGGCUGUUCCUGAUUCUCACCUUAUUGCUAAUCCAUUUACAACUUUACCGCCUCAAUUGCAUGAGGAACGCAAAAGACAAUUGGAAACCAUUGAUGGAGGUUCUUCAAAACGAGCGAAGGCAGUUGGUCCCGAAUCCUGUUUCUUUUGUCUUUCCAAUCCUAAUGUCGAAAAACAUAUGAUUGUCUCGAUCGGUAAAUCCGCAUAUCUCACCACCGCCAAAGGGCCACUUCCCAAGCCUACCAAAGACAUACCCUUUCCAUGCCAUGCUAUCAUUAUACCCAUAGACCACGUUUCCACCCUUCGUUCACCAAAAACAAAUGUGGUGGAAGAUGCAACCUACUUGGAAAUGAAUCGGUUCCGGCUGUCUGUGGUUGAUGCAUUGGCUGAAAAAUACCCACUGUAUGUGCUUAUAUCUUUUGAGAUUAACAGAGCAGAUAACGUUCACCUGCAUGUCCAACUUUUGCCCAUCCAUUCGUCACUUUUGGAAACUUUCGAAGCAGAACUUGAAUCCAAAACUGCUCUCAAUAAUGAAAAAUUUCAACGAAACCAAAAUCUCAAAUUUGACAAAUAUACUUCUGAUUCCGACCCACAGCUCUUGGAUACUAUCAACAACUAUGACCACAUUGUUUUCCAUGUCUUUUCUUCGCCAAAAACCAUAUACGCUGCUAGAUUGACCGACCCAACCAAAAUGGUUGAUUUGCAAUUUCCACGCCGAGUGUUGGCGGCUACAUUAAAGUGCCCAAAAAGAGCCCGUUGGGACAAGUGCAAGCAGAACAAGAUCCAAGAAACCGCUGAUUGCGAGGAUUAUAAGAGUUUUUUUGAGACCCAUGAUUUUACAAGAGAUUAG
Messenger RNA from Meyerozyma guilliermondii ATCC 6260, 1476 nucleotides. RefSeq lists its product as uncharacterized. The record is from RefSeq and is a predicted model, not a curated record. The transcript has a single exon. Gene Ontology annotation, molecular function: RNA lariat debranching enzyme activator activity. Lineage: Eukaryota; Fungi; Ascomycota; Pichiomycetes; Serinales; Debaryomycetaceae. Gene Ontology annotation, cellular component: post-mRNA release spliceosomal complex. Gene Ontology annotation, biological process: mRNA splicing, via spliceosome. The coding region runs from base 1 to 1476 and encodes 491 amino acids.